UUGGUACGAACGAUAAUGGAAACUGGGGCGCACCACCCCAGUAGGCCUGGGGACAACCGAGUCGUCGAGUUCCAUCGGGCGGCCGCAACAGAACGUGAAAGAACAGCGAAAGGUCCCAUCAAAAGCUUGCUGAAAUCUUGCAGAAUCUCUCGUGCUUUGUGCUCCCGGUGUUCGAUGGCGGGCCUUAAUGGUGUCCUCUCAGUUUCCCUUUAUAUGAACGCUUUCCCUGAGGAAGAAUCUACGCAGAGAAGAAAAAGAAAAUAACGAGACAGGAAUCCUUUUAUUCUUUGUGAUCUUCCUGAUUUCCUUUUCUCCGAGUGCGUGGUUUUUGGUCUGCGGUGAAGAGAAGAGCUCAAAUUGCAUUCUCAGAAUUAGCCUUUGCAGGUUGUCCAUGGAUUCAAGCCGCGGCAAGAAUUGUGAGAGUGGUGAUGCUGAGCUAUCGCCAACAGAACCUCCUGCAUCCGCUGAGAAAAAUGAAAUCGUGCCGCUCUCGGGAAAACCAUUCCUCACUUUCGUGGUUUCAUGGAGUCAUGUGCAUGACCCUUACCAAGUAUUGUUUCCGAAGAGGUUUUAUCCAUUUCUUCCAGCCACUUGUGUCCCUGUAACACUGUCCUACGGGAAUAGGACAUGGAAGAUGAAGUAUAGCUGCAAAGGGAUCCUGAGGCGACUGUGCUCUGGGUGGAAGAACUUUGCCUUGGAUACUGAUCUCAAGGUUGGAGAUGGUUGUGUCUUGGAACUCAUGGACAGUAAUAAUAUACUGUUCAAAGUGCAGAUCCUUCGUCGGGGAGUCGUGCCGGUUAAGCGCGACAAAGGUCUGAGCUGUGAUGCUCCGAUCUCGAUCGACUAGAAAGAUACGCUGUGAUGCUCCGAUGUCGUAAGCUUAAGCUUAUCUUGUGAAUAGAAGAUGCGUCAGACGUGCUUCCUCUCUCCCUCGCUCUCUCAUGGUUGACAUGUAUGCUGCAUGGGUUGACAUUUGGGUUCGUGACUGGGCCGCCACAUGAACUUGAAUCUAAUGGGCCCCACACGAGGCCCAGCCUUCCAUCGAUUACCUCACGAAAGAAACCGGCGCCCACAAUUUCCAUUAUCCA
Messenger RNA from Musa acuminata subsp. malaccensis (wild Malaysian banana), 1088 nucleotides. Its product is annotated as vegetative cell wall protein gp1-like. Lineage: Eukaryota; Viridiplantae; Streptophyta; Magnoliopsida; Zingiberales; Musaceae. The record is from RefSeq and is a predicted model, not a curated record.